Molecule: messenger RNA, 820 nt
Organism: Parus major (Great Tit)
Lineage: Eukaryota; Metazoa; Chordata; Aves; Passeriformes; Paridae
Gene: ERH
Product: ERH mRNA splicing and mitosis factor
Exons: 4
Coding region: 119-433 (104 amino acids)
Source: RefSeq, a predicted model, not a curated record
CGCGAGAGGCUCUAUGGUGGCGGCCGUUGGCGCGGCGGCGCUUCCGGCGGGCGCGGGGGCCUGUGGGGGAUCGCCGCGCGCCACUUCUGCCCGCCGGUGCUGAAGGAGCGGAGCCGCCAUGUCUCACACAAUUCUACUUGUCCAGCCUACCAAGAGGCCAGAAGGCAGAACAUAUGCUGAUUAUGAAUCGGUGAAUGAGUGCAUGGAAGGAGUCUGUAAAAUGUACGAGGAGCAUCUGAAGAGAAUGAAUCCCAACAGUCCAUCCAUUACAUAUGAUAUCAGCCAGUUGUUUGACUUCAUUGAUGACUUGGCAGACCUCAGCUGUCUCGUUUACCGUGCUGAUACUCAGACAUACCAACCGUACAACAAAGACUGGAUAAAGGAGAAGAUCUAUGUCCUCCUCCGCAGGCAGGCCCAGCAAGCAAGCAAAUAAUGGGGGCACCAUGGCUACGUGGGUUCGGGGAGGGUUUGGACAACAGGUGUGUACAGAGUGUAGUAGUGAACGUUUUGUAUUAUAGUCAUCCUGUUGCCAUCUUGAUAAAUUCAUUAGCCAGGACUGACUGUCUUUUUAGAGAUACAAGGAUUUUGUUGGAUUUGACUUGUUUUUCAGUGUAAAUGGAGAAGAAAGUACAACAUCUUCAGCAGAGUUUUCAUUUUUUUUUCCUCCAGUUUGCUAAUGUUGCUACCUUAUUUGAACCCCUGGGGCUAUUCACAUUGUACUUCACCACAUUUGCUGUAUGUGCCCCUCUGUGGGUUUUUAACAUUCAGUUAUGUCUUUGAGAUGUCUUAAUGGGAAAUAAAAAACUACCCUUUAGUUAAA